CUUGGUUGUCAUUACGUAAUGCCGCCGCAACACAUGAUUACGUGUGCGAUUGAUUGCUUGCCACAAACGGAGUGCGGCGACAGCUGAUGCGGGAGUUGGCACCCAGCCAACAUCUGGUGGGGGUGGUCAGAUGAACUGUUGAGGCGGAGUGAGGCGCAAGCAGUCCGAGCAUGGCUGUGCUGGUGCUGGGCGGCGGCGUGACCGGUCUGGCAGCCGCCCACUACCUGCGCCAGCUGCGGCCCACACUGCCCAUCACCGUGCUGGAGGCGGCGCCGGCCGUCGGCGGCUGGGUCCGCACCACGCGCCACAAGGACGGCGGUCUCUGGGAGCACGGGCCGCGCACGGUGCGGCCGGCUGGCCAGCAGGGCGUCAACACCCUGCAGCUGGUGGAGCAGCUGCAGCUGACUGAGAGGCUGAAGAUAAUCCCUCAAGGACACCCAGCGACCCUUAACCGGAUGAUCAUGACCGGCGGCGAGCUGCACAAACUGCCGACCAGCCUGUGGAGCACGCUGCGCUGGCUGAAGCCGUUCCGGCGGCCGCUGGCGCUAGCGGCGUUGCGCGACUUAGCAGCGCCAGCACGUCGCGGCCUGGCCGACGACAGCCUGUACGCGUUCGUGGCGCGCCGGUUCGGCAGCGACGUGGCGCAGUUCGCCGUUGACCCGCUGGUGCGCGGCGUUUGCGCCGGCGACGCGCGCCAAAUCAGCGUGCGUUUCCUGAUGGACACGCUGUUCGAACACGAGCAGCGCUACGGCAGCGUGCUCUGGGGCAUGUGGAAGGAGCGCGGCCGUGCCGCCGCGCCCGACCCCGGCGGCAGCGAGCUGGCGCGCCGCGCGCAAGCCGAGCGCUGGAGCGUCUGGAGCCUGGAGGGCGGCCUGCAGACGCUGCCGGAGGCCAUGGCGGCGCGGCUGGCCGCCGAUGGCGUCGCCGUGCUGCCGGACGCGCCGGCCACGCGGCUGGAGCUGUCACCGGACGGCGCCACGGUCCACUCGCCGGCCGGCAGCCACCACGCCGCCCAGGUCAUCUCGGCGCUGCCGGCGCACGCGCUGGCACCGCUCGUGCCGGACGCGUCGCUGGCGGCGCUGCUGGCGCAGAUCGAGUCAGUGACGGUGGCCGUGAUCACGCUCGAGUACGAGGGCCAGCUGCUGCGCGAGCCCGGCUUUGGCUACCUGAUCCCGUCGUGCGAGCCGGCCGACGGCGUGCUGGGCGUCAUUUUCGACACGUGUAGCUUCCCGCAGGGCGACAAGACCGUGCUGACGGUUAUGUCGGGCGGAGCCGAGAUGGAGCGGUACUACGGCGUCCGGCCGAGCCGGCAGCGGCUGCUGGACGCCGCGCUACACGAGGUGCGACGCUCGCUCGGCGUCACGGCCCGGCCCAGCCGGCUCUGCGUGCAGCUGCAGGAGCGCUGCAUCCCGCAGUACCGCGUCGGACACCGCGCCCUGGUGCAGGAGGUGCGCGCAGCUGUCGGCCGCCUCGGCUGGCCGCUGCUGCUGGCCGGCGCCGCGUUCGACGGCGUCAGCGUCAACGACUGUAUUCUGAGCGGCCGCCGCGCGGCUGAGGCCGUCAGCAGCGCGAUGGACGAGCAGUGAUGAGACGAACCCUGAGGAGACGGUGUCAGCUGACGCCGAGCGGGACAGUUGUGCCAUCGCACCGGUCUGGUAUGCGGCGGUGACGUUAUUCCAUUCCGCGCAAAUCAGCGUGGCGACUCCUGUCUUGCGCCGUCCGGCGGCGAGUGCUUCAAACCAGGGGACGCAGCGGCGCCAUCAGCACCGGACGAGUCGGUGUCGGGCCUGUGGGGGCUGGGUCUGCCGGUGCGAAUGUCCGCGUGGGCCCGCGAGAUGUGACACCGGACUGGAUGGAGGGCAUUUGUGAGAUCAGGUAGGCAGCUGGGGUUUUUGCAUGCCGUGGAUACUACAGGUUGUGGACUGCGCUGGACGGGCAGUGCUCACUGGCACAGUGGUGAUGUUCUUCUUGCUACAAAUGGUGAAAUGUGAUGCAAUUGUACAAUUGUGAUUGAAAAACAGCUGGGACGAACAAAGUAUAGCAAUGCUAUACUGCAAUGUAGUGUUUGAUUAUUUAAGUAUUUUUUAAGCUGAACUGUUGGGUUUUGAACGCAACUGUACAAACGAACAUAACAUCGAAGGUUAACACAUGUUUCGGCAGGAGGGGAAUAUUGAUGCAUGGUGUGGAGACUACAGUCACCGUAGACAUUGCGUUCGCAGCAGUCUCCGCGCAAUGCGACCGCUUUUUAGCACUGUCGCGGUGGUCGUGCGAUACGUGACCUUCUGUUGGAAGGCGGCCUUUCAGGUUCCGUGCCUUAUGGAUAGGAUGGCGGCAAUAUCACAUGGUUGGACGUGUGGCACGUGUAAACAAUAUAAUAUGGCUGGAC
Pollicipes pollicipes is the source of this 2386-nucleotide messenger RNA. RefSeq names its product protoporphyrinogen oxidase (gene Ppox). Lineage: Eukaryota; Metazoa; Arthropoda; Thecostraca; Pollicipedomorpha; Pollicipedidae. The record is from RefSeq and is a predicted model, not a curated record. Bases 171 to 1586 code for a protein of 471 amino acids. Gene Ontology annotation, cellular component: mitochondrial inner membrane. Gene Ontology annotation, biological process: heme biosynthetic process. Gene Ontology annotation, molecular function: protoporphyrinogen oxidase activity, oxygen as acceptor. The transcript is spliced from 3 exons.